This is a messenger RNA of Camellia sinensis, 1166 nucleotides long. RefSeq lists its product as uncharacterized. NCBI's taxonomy places the organism in Eukaryota, Viridiplantae, Streptophyta, Magnoliopsida, Ericales, Theaceae. The record is from RefSeq and is a predicted model, not a curated record.
ACGAAAUUGAAAUCAAAACAUCGCAUCUCAUCUUUCCGCCUCAAGCCUCGCUUCUCUGUCCUAACCCAACCUCGCAAUUCUCAAUUCGGAAUCACCAUUUCAAACUACUCUAUGGCGUCCCUGCGAUUGCAUGGCGGUGGUGGAUACGAAAGCUUCUCCGCCGCCGCCGUCGUAGCAUCUUGUUCCGAUCAGCGAGGUUGCGUAGGUCAUCAGAAUCGAUUUUUCCCCAACAAAAACAAUAUUAAGAAGAAGAACUUGUUAAUCUCCAAGGAGAAUCAGAGGCCAAAUCAUCAGCACAAGAAGGCGCAGAGCCACCGUUGUUGUAGUACUACAAGUGUUGCUGCUAAUUGGCCGGCCGGCGAUAAAGGCCGAGCUGUGAUUCCUAGUUGUGAUCAUGCCUAUGCUGCUGAUCACUGGACGGAGGUGAUCAGCAAAUUCGCUGCGAAUAAAAGGAUGGUGGUUGACAAGGAGGAAAAGAAAGAGGAGGACUACAGUUCUCAAAAACUUGAUCGCUGGAUGAGAGACUCCGUUGUAGAGAUUGUGAAUAACAUUGGGGAAGCACCUUUCCUAGUGCAUAUUUAUUCAGACGAAGACGAGGACAAAAGCAAGGAAUGUUCAUCAUCAAAAAAGGGUAUGAGAUUGGUGAAAGAGAAAGCCGGUGCCGAUAGCUGGCCUACAAUUAAGGGAAGAUGGGAUGGAGGAAUAAGCCCCAUUCCCAACGGUGUUAUUUUGGUAGAAGAACUCAAACCCAAACAAGUUUCAGACAAGCUCUUUGAUGAUGAAGAUGAGACUGAAGGCAUUGUUGACAAUAACAAUAACAGCAACAGCCAACUGCAAUACUCCACAACUAAAAUAUGGGGUGUGCUGAUUCAAGCUAAAGGACUUAAUGGUACUGCUUGUUACAUCCUCAAGACCUGUCGAGUUGAGAAUUUUUUGGGCUUUUGCACCCACUUUUGCUUACUUAGGGUUGAGUGCUUUGUAGAUAAUGCUGAAACUCAGCUCAAGAAAUUGUGGUUGCAGAGAUAAGUUUGGAUUUAUAUGUUUACAUCAUUAUUAUUCAACAUCACUGAAAUAAUUUAGAGGUGAUGAACGCUAGUUAAUAAUUUACUUAAACUACAAGUAGAUGGUUAUUCACAUGAAUAUAAGUAGACGGUUAAUUACAUGAA